AUUUUAACAACCAAUCGCAAUGGCGUGUCCGUCCUACGUCAUCAAAAGUGGACGCUUGUUGCCCUUGACAGACAUGUGGGGGGAUGUACAGAGAGCGGGUCUGAAAAUUUAAUUCCAGCGCUCUGAUCUUCACCUUUUCCCCCCCAUCAGCAGGAUGCCGUUACACAAAUACCCGCCACGCCUGUGGGAAGCCAUGAAGUUAACGAAAGGGAUUUACGCUCGUCUGCCACAGCAUUACCUGAAAUCCCUCCAGGACACAUCACCCCCUACUCCGGUGCAUUGGAGACCCCUGGGUGUGAAAUACAGGGCAAACCCAAAAACAGGCCACAGAGAGAGGGUUCAGGAUGUACCCAUUCCUGUUUAUUACCCUCCUGAGUCACAGGACGGUCUGUGGGGUGGAGAGGGCUGGAUUUGUGGCUACAGAUACACCAAUAACGAUAAACUCUCUCCAAGAGUGAAGAAGACUUGGAAGCCUCAGCUCUUCAAGAAGGAGCUGUACAGCGAAAUCCUGGACCAAAAGUUCAACAUCACGGUCACGGCUCACACCCUGGAUCUCAUCGAUGCCGCUUAUGGCUUCGACUUCUACAUUCUAAAGACACCAAAGCAGGACUUAAACUCCAAAUUUGGCAUGGACCUGAAGCGUGCCAUGCUCUUGCGGUUAGCACGCAGAGACACUGAGCUCUACCCAGACGAUCCAUCUCGAAAGGAGAAGAUCUACAACAAAUACAAGCAGUUUGAGGUUCCUGCCGAGGAGGCGGAGUGGGUUGGUCUGAGUAUUGAGGAAGCGGUCGAGAAACAAAGACUCCUGGAACACAAGGAUCCUGAGCCGCUUUACAAGAGCUGCGUGGAGAACCUGGUGAAGGAACUGGCCCUGCAGAAACUCUCUGAACCUCAGGUUGUGGAAAAGAAAGACUGAUUCACAGUCAGUGAAAUGAGAGUAAAUGAAAAUAAAUGUAUUUAUUUGGGGUUCUGUUUGCACGGCCUUUUUCCUUUUCUACUGAUGGCACAUGCCAGUUUUCUGUAAAUAUCCAACUUUUAGUCAAACAAUAAAGAAAUUCGUCAUCUAA
Silurus meridionalis is the source of this 1067-nucleotide messenger RNA. It is a transcript of the gene mrpl28, whose product is annotated as mitochondrial ribosomal protein L28. Gene Ontology annotation, molecular function: structural constituent of ribosome. Gene Ontology annotation, cellular component: mitochondrial large ribosomal subunit. The transcript has 6 exons. Lineage: Eukaryota; Metazoa; Chordata; Actinopteri; Siluriformes; Siluridae. Bases 155 to 916 code for a protein of 253 amino acids. The record is from RefSeq and is a predicted model, not a curated record.